This is a messenger RNA of Myripristis murdjan (pinecone soldierfish), 2505 nucleotides long. It is a transcript of the gene abcf2b, whose product is annotated as ATP-binding cassette, sub-family F (GCN20), member 2b. The record is from RefSeq and is a predicted model, not a curated record. The transcript has 15 exons. Gene Ontology annotation, molecular function: ATP hydrolysis activity; ATP binding. Bases 163 to 2016 code for a protein of 617 amino acids. Lineage: Eukaryota; Metazoa; Chordata; Actinopteri; Holocentriformes; Holocentridae.
CGAGAAGGGGAGGGCCCGUGCUUCUCGCCGCCCUUCAUGCCCAUAUAUGGUCUGUCUGGCGGUUUGGCGACAUCCACCCGGCGAAAAGUGGACACGAGACGUCGGUGUGCUCUGAGACCAGCAUUAAGAUAUCACAGUGCUGUUCAUUAGCCUUGCCCAGCAAUGCCAUCCGACUUGGCCAAAAAGAAGGCAGCGAAGAAGAAGGAGGCUGCCAAGGCCCGUCAGCGUACUAAGAAACCUGAUGAGGUGAACGGGGAGAGUGAACAACCAGAGACCCAGCAAAAUGGAACAGGGAACAAUGGAGCUGAGAACAAUGGGAUUGCCAGUUUGACAAAAGAGCUGGAUGAAUUUGAGCUGAAGAAGACAGAGGCAAGAGCUGUGACUGGGGUGCUGGCUUCACACCCCAACAGCACUGAUGUUCACAUUAGCAGCUUGUCGCUCACCUUCCAUGGCCAGGAGCUGCUUGCAGACACCAGCCUGGAGCUCAACUCAGGCAGACGCUAUGGCCUCAUUGGCCUUAAUGGCACAGGAAAAUCCAUGUUGUUGUCGGCCAUUGGGCAUCGUGAAAUUCCCAUUCCAGAGCACAUAGAUAUUUACCACUUGACCAGAGAGAUGGCUCCCAGUGAGAAAUCAGCUCUGCAGUGUGUCAUGGACGUGGAUGAGCAGAGAAUUAUGUUGGAGAAGGAGGCAGAGAGACUCGCCCAUGAGGACUCGGAGUGUGAGAAGUUGAUGGAGUUGUAUGAGCGUUUGGAGGAGCUGGAUGCAGACAAGGCAGAGGUGCGAGCCUCUCGCAUCCUCCACGGUUUGGGCUUCAGUGCUGCCAUGCAGCAGAAAAAACUGAAGGACUUCAGCGGAGGCUGGAGGAUGCGUGUUGCUCUGGCCAGAGCCCUGUUCAUCAAGCCCUUCAUGUUGCUGCUGGACGAGCCCACUAACCACUUGGAUCUGGAUGCCUGUGUGUGGCUUGAGGAAGAGCUCAAAUCUUUCAAGCGAAUCCUCGUGCUCAUUUCGCACUCUCAAGACUUCCUGAAUGGUGUGUGCACUAACAUCAUCCACCUGCAUCAGAGGAAACUGAAGUACUACACUGGUAACUAUGACCAGUAUGUGAAGACCAGGGAGGAGCUGGAAGAGAACCAGAUGAAGCGCUUCAAUUGGGAGCAAGACCAGAUAGCACACAUGAAGAACUACAUAGCCAGGUUUGGUCACGGCUCUGCCAAGCUGGCUCGACAGGCACAGAGCAAGGAGAAGACAUUGCAGAAGAUGGUGGCAUCAGGCCUGACUGAACGAGUUGUGAAUGACAAGACUCUGUCAUUUUAUUUUCCUCCCUGUGGGAAGAUUCCUCCUCCUGUAAUCAUGGUUCAGAAUGUGAGCUUCAAAUACAGUGACAACACGCCCCACAUAUAUAAAAACCUGGAGUUUGGUAUUGACUUGGAUACACGAGUGGCUCUGGUGGGGCCCAAUGGAGCAGGGAAGUCCACACUGCUGAAGCUGUUGAUGGGAGAGCUCCUACCCACUGACGGCAUGAUUCGCAAACAUUCUCAUGUGAAGAUUGGCAGGUAUCACCAGCAUCUGACAGAGCAGCUAGAGCUGGAUCUGUCUCCUCUGGAGUACAUGAUGAAGUGUUACCCUGAGAUCAAAGAAAAGGAGGAGAUGAGGAAGAUCAUUGGACGCUAUGGCCUGACAGGAAAACAGCAGGUCAGUCCAAUUCGGAACCUGUCAGAUGGUCAGAAGUGCCGGGUGUGCUUUGCCUGGUUGGCCUGGCAGAAUCCACACAUGCUGUUCCUGGAUGAGCCUACCAACCACCUGGACAUUGAGACCAUUGACGCUUUGGCUGACGCUAUCAACGACUUUGAGGGUGGCAUGAUGCUGGUUAGCCACGACUUCAGAUUAAUUCAGCAGGUGGCUCAGGAGAUCUGGGUGUGUGAAAAGCAAACCAUCACCAAGUGGAAUAGGGACAUCCUGGCAUACAAGGAGCACUUGAAAUCCAAGAUUGACAAGCAGCAAGCGCAUGACAUCUAAAACAGCAUCACGCUCUGAGCCACUCACUUAUCUUGCAUCAUGGAUUUGACCUGCAAGCUCCUGAAGGGAUGAGCAGGGAUUGCAUUUCAACAAGUGUCCUGAAUAAAACUGAAACAAUCUCUUAUGCAUAUUAUCGGACACGUGUCUGUACAUGAUUAUUUCCAUCUCAGUUUUGACAGUGAUGCACCGUGCUGAACCUGACCCAAACCCCUCUUCCUUCACCUCAGGCUGCACUCUGAUUGGCUGAUUUCACCUGAAGCAUCUCAGUGCAUUUUGGAAUGCAUUCCAUUGUGCUGUCAUCAUAGAAAAAGUUUUAUUUUUCCAAAUGUGAUGUUUUAUCCCAAUAUGUAUGCAGCAGCUUCUAGGUCAUAUUUUAUGAUAUUUAAAAGUUGACUUUUUUUUCCCUGUGUAAAAGAGCAGUUAUGCCUUAUUUAACAAUGUUAAUGCAAUAAAAGUUUGUCUGAAUAAAUGACAGAAUUUGCAAGUGGA